GUGACAUAACUGUCUAUAUUGUAAUGCUACUUCAUGAUUUUUUUUUUUUUUUUUGGAUAGUUGCUCCCACUUUCCACGUACAAAAAAAUAUAUCCAAAUGUGACAGUAUAAUUGCUUUAUCAUAUCCAGUUUUUGGGAGAUGACCGUGUAAAAUGAAAAGCUAUUCUAGAGGGGAAAAAUUAUUUAAAUUUAAAAACGGUUAUAAAUCUCGUAUGUAAUUUUUGUAAAAUAUAACGGUCGCUCACGAAGAAGUAGUCACUUAGAUGUCCCCAUCACCCCCCAUAUAAUCAUCUGAAGGUGUCCCCUAACCGACUCAUGUAACCCUUCCACUAUAACGUCCCUUCAUCUGAGCGAAGUCCUGGUGAAUCUUCUUUCGUGUUCAUCAGAAACCGUUCCUUGUACUCGUGGAGUAAAUUCACAUAUAAGUGUAGGCUUUUUUAAAGAUCAGUUUCCUCAUGGUUUUCCACCAUUAUAUUCACUAGAAAAACGUUUUUCUUUCUUUUUUCAAUGAAGGAAGUGAAUUAUUUUACCGCGUGCUUACGUGUUACCUGGUCAAGAGAAUGGAUGGAAAAAAACAAUCUUGCAUAAAUAUGUAAAACAAACAUUUGAACAACGUAUUCUUCCCUGGGCAAUUAAUGUACAUAUUUUUAACCUUCCAAAUAAAAAUACCUGGUUAUUUUGAAGGAAUAAGAUUAGCGAAACAAUACUCGAAGGAAAAAUGUGUACGUAGCAAAUACAUGAUGUUGAGCUGUUUUCGCCUCAACUAACAUUAAGAACGAGACGAUUGCAAUUUUAUGCAUGACAAAUAUGUAUGCCAUGAAACACUCGGCGGCGUUUUUCACUGAAUCCGACAACAUUUUUGAUAAUAAAGUUUCAGUUUCCGAAAUGGAUUGAUCACACGUACAUACUGUAACGAACACCAAGAUGGAAAGAGUGACCCUGUAUUCGGAUUUAGCGGGUUGGAAAAUGGAUGGAAGGAAUACUGUAACGAACACCAAGGUGGAAAGACCGAGACACACACUGGAUGGAACGUUAUUCCACAACAAAUAAUUUGAAGCAGUCUUCUAGCAGAAUCAAACUGGCAAACGCCAUGUAAAGUAGCAGUCACUUCACUAGGUAGGCUGUUCAACUCUCGCAGUGUUCCCCAUCGUCGUCCUUGUUCCCAGUUACUUCAUUAUCAUCUGCAAAGCUGUAUUUAUAAUGCCAUGGGAGUCCCCACCUGCCUUCUUGAUUAGAAAGUUAUAACGAAAAAGUUCCUGGAACGCAGAGCUCAGCACACCUAUGAAAACCCUGCAAUCAGUUACCUGUGCACGACCCACCCUUCUCUACAGUGAUAAUGCUAUUAAAAUGUUUUUUUGUUUUGUUUUGUUUUUUUGCGAGAUGGUUUUGGUGCAAACCAGUGUAUAAGUUCCAUUUCAUCUGACCAACCAAUGCCACCUUCAGCCAACUCCUGUUGUAUAAAUGUGCCUUAUUGAUUUUAUUACUAAAGGAAAAGUGCUCGCACUCUGCUUCCCCACUCAUUAAAUAAAUAAAUAAAGCACGACAACCGUUUUCGUAAUUUCAGAGUGAAUUGUAUGAGAAACUUUUUUUUUAUAAUGAAUUUGGUCAGGUAAACUUGGUGCAUACUUAGGCUAAACAUUCUUAAGUAGAUAAUCUCCGAGAUUUUACAUACGUAAAUCUAAAUCGGUUAUAGUAACUUAAAGUAGUCGUGGAUUGUUAUGUUUUAGAAAACCGCAGUAUGUGUUUCAAGACAAGAAUUGUUGUAAAACACUCCCGCCUAUAGCAAUUGUAGUGGGCGUUGUUGAGUUUGUCCCUACCUUCUGUUUGGCUUCCACCAAUCUUCGACGUCAUCAGCCUCCAAGAUGCCCUUGUGAGUGGCUGCCAGAUUUCAAAUUGUAGCCUCCUCCCAACCACCCCAGCGUUCCCUCCCCAAGCCAUAGGUCAGGUUGCUCCGCCUUCUACGUCAUUGUGCAUUAGUUUCCGGUCCGAGUACCGCUAAGGAAGCCGAAAAAGGGAGAACUCUUUAAAGGAUACUAGAAUAUUUUGUUAAGAAACGAUAUUUCUGUCUACUGUGACGGUCAUCGGGAUUUACUACGCUUCAAAAGCCUUUGGGCGUCGAAGACGCACACCACGCCUCCAGCUUCCUGUCUGUGGCUGGCCUGCUCUGCUCUUGUUGCUCCUACUGGGAAUGGCGACUACAGCUCUGUAUGCGUGUACCAAGUGUCACCAGCGUUAUCCGUUUGAGGAACUUUCACAGGGACAGCAGUUGUGCAAGGAGUGCCGGAUUGCUCACCCUAUUGUGAAGUGUACCUACUGCAGGUCGGAGUUCCAGCAAGAGAGUAAAACCAACACAAUUUGCAAGAAGUGUGCUCAAAACGUCAAACAGUUUGGAACACCAAAACCUUGUCAGUACUGCAAUAUAAUUGCAGCUUUUAUUGGGACCAAAUGUCAGAGAUGCACAAACUCUGAAAAGAAGUAUGGGUCUCCACAGACAUGUGAACAAUGCAAACAGCCAUGUGCCUUCGACCGAAAAGAGGAAGGCAGGAGGAAGGUUGAUGGGAAGCUGCUUUGUUGGUUGUGCACUCUGUCGUAUAGACGUGUCCUGCAAAAGACAAAAGAACAGAGAAAAGGGCUGGGAUCGUCUCAUUCCAACUCCUCCUCUUCCUCCAUUGCAGAGAAGGAUCAACAUCAUUCCAAACAUCACCAUCAUCGGCACAGCAGUGCUCAUUCUAAACUGAGCAGUCUUAGUCCUGAACAAGACCAAGGUCUGUGGAAACCAAGCCAUAAAUCAUCCUCUAUUCAAAAUGAAACUCCAAAGAAGAAGCCAAAACUGGAGACAAAGCCAUCUAAUGGAGAUAGUAGCUCCAUUAGUCAGUCUAUGGAUUCUGGAGGAACAGAUAAUUUUGUCCUCAUUAGUCAGUUAAAGGAAGAAGUGAUGUCACUCAAACGACUGUUGCAGCAAAGAGAUCAGACUAUUCUUGAGAAGGAGAGAAAGCUAACAGAGUUAAAGGCUGAUUUUCAGUACCAGGAGUCAAAUAUGAGAGUGAAAAUGAACAAUAUGGAAAAAGCACACAAAGAAGCAAUGGAACAGCAGCAGGCAAAGAACCGUGAGCUUCUGAAACAGGUUGCAGCUUUGUCAAAGGGCCGGAAAUUUGAAAAGACUGGAGGCACAUUUUUAUCUCCCUAAGGAAAAUGGAAGGGGGGACAGAAAUAAAGUAUAAAGAUGUUUUAGCUGUCAACACUGUGAAGCUGUGAAAUGAACAUUCAAAUUUGGGUUAUCCAGGAGCACAACAUCAGUCUGCGCAGUUGAACAGGCAUAAGCAAGUUGGACACCACAAGGCUGGUGUACAGUUUUGUUGUGUUUUUGUUUUUGUUUUUUUUUUUUUUUUUUUU
Messenger RNA from Polypterus senegalus (gray bichir), 3393 nucleotides. RefSeq names its product family with sequence similarity 76 member B (gene fam76b). The coding region runs from base 2189 to 3187 and encodes 332 amino acids. The transcript has 10 exons. The record is from RefSeq and is a predicted model, not a curated record. Lineage: Eukaryota; Metazoa; Chordata; Cladistia; Polypteriformes; Polypteridae.